Varanus komodoensis (Komodo dragon) is the source of this 7256-nucleotide messenger RNA. It is a transcript of the gene BTRC, whose product is annotated as beta-transducin repeat containing E3 ubiquitin protein ligase. The record is from RefSeq and is a predicted model, not a curated record. Bases 166 to 2139 code for a protein of 657 amino acids. Lineage: Eukaryota; Metazoa; Chordata; Lepidosauria; Squamata; Varanidae. Gene Ontology annotation, molecular function: protein dimerization activity. The transcript has 17 exons.
CAGGCAAAAGAAGGCUUCCUUGUCUGACUCUGCGCUGCUUGCGGCCUCGCACAGACAGACAGAGAGAGUGAGAGAAAGAGAGAGAGAAGGGGUGGCCUAGGCCCCGGCUGAGGCCCUGAGCUGGCGGGGGAACAGCAGCCGCAACAGAGGCGGAGCGGGAGUGCUAUGGACCCCGCCGAGGCGGUGGUGCAGGAGAAAGCCCUCAAGUUCAUGCCCAGAAUACACAUGCCUAAAGAUGGAUUUCAACUUACAUCUUCUGGAUACCAAGCAUGGCUAAAGCAGUGCUCUAUGCCCCGGUCUCUGUGGCUGGGCUGUUCCAGCCUGGCGGACAGCAUGCCUUCGCUGCGAUGCCUCUAUAACCCAGGGACUGGCGCACUCACAGCUUUCCAGCUGUUAAAGUACCUUCCAACCUGGGUUAUCAUCUUCUGGCUCUAUCUCUUUUUUCAUUUUGGAUUGUUUCAGCAUAGGAUUUUCAAGAAUUCCUCUGAGAGAGAAGAUUGUAACAAUGAUGAGCCUCCCAGGAAGAUCAUUCCCGAGAAGAAUGCACUCAGGCAGACCUACAACAGCUGUGCCAGACUCUGCUUGAACCAGGAAGCCGUAUGCUUAGGGAAUGCUGCUGUGAAGACUGAAAACUGCGUAGCCAAAACAAAACUUGCUAAUAGCACUUCAAGCAUGAUUGUUCCCAAGCAAAGGAAGUUAUCUGCAAGCUAUGAAAAGGAAAAGGAGCUGUGUAUCAAGUAUUUUGAGCAGUGGUCAGAAUCCGACCAAGUGGAGUUUGUGGAACAUCUCAUCUCCCAGAUGUGUCACUAUCAACAUGGGCACAUCAACUCAUACCUUAAGCCUAUGUUACAGAGGGAUUUCAUCACAGCACUGCCAGCUCGAGGUCUGGAUCAUAUUGCUGAGAAUAUCCUGUCAUACCUGGAUGCCAAGUCUUUGUGCGCUGUUGAGCUGGUGUGCAAAGAGUGGUACCGGGUGACGUCUGAUGGCAUGCUGUGGAAGAAGCUGAUCGAGAGGAUGGUCCGGACAGAUUCGUUGUGGAGGGGUUUGGCAGAGCGGCGAGGAUGGGGACAAUAUCUUUUUAAAAACAAGCCGCCUGAUGGAAUAGCGCCUCCCAAUUCCUUCUACAGAGCACUUUAUCCCAAAAUCAUACAAGAUAUAGAGACGAUAGAAUCAAACUGGCGGUGUGGAAGACACAGUUUACAGCGAAUCCACUGCCGGAGUGAAACAAGCAAAGGGGUUUAUUGUUUACAAUAUGAUGAUCAGAAGAUAGUGAGUGGCCUCCGAGACAAUACCAUCAAGAUCUGGGACAAAAAUACACUAGAAUGCAAGAGGAUUCUGACAGGACACACAGGGUCAGUCCUUUGCCUCCAGUAUGAUGAGCGGGUGAUCAUCACUGGAUCAUCAGAUUCCACUGUCAGAGUGUGGGAUAUAAAUACGGGUGAGAUGUUAAACACGCUGAUUCAUCACUGUGAAGCGGUACUGCAUCUGCGCUUUAAUAACGGCAUGAUGGUGACGUGCUCCAAAGAUCGUUCCAUUGCUGUGUGGGACAUGACCUCCCCAACAGACAUCACUUUACGAAGGGUUCUGGUUGGACACAGGGCAGCUGUAAAUGUGGUAGACUUCGAUGACAAGUACAUUGUGUCGGCGUCAGGUGAUAGAACAAUAAAGGUAUGGAACACAAGUACCUGUGAGUUCGUGCGUACUUUAAAUGGCCAUAAGCGAGGCAUUGCAUGUCUACAGUACAGAGAUAGACUAGUCGUCAGUGGUUCAUCAGACAAUACAAUCAGGUUAUGGGACAUUGAAUGUGGGGCAUGCCUGCGGGUUCUGGAAGGCCAUGAGGAGCUGGUGAGAUGCAUUCGCUUUGAUAGCAAGAGAAUAGUCAGUGGAGCCUAUGAUGGGAAGAUUAAAGUCUGGGAUUUGGUGGCUGCUCUCGACCCACGUGCUCCUGCUGGAACCCUCUGUCUGCGCACUCUUGUGGAGCACUCUGGUAGAGUUUUCCGUCUCCAAUUUGAUGAAUUUCAAAUUGUCAGUAGCUCGCAUGAUGACACCAUCCUUAUCUGGGACUUCCUGAAUGAUCCAGCUACCCAAGCAGAAUCUAACCGCUCCCCCUCCAGAACAUAUACUUACAUCUCCAGAUAAAUAGCACUAGACUGUACCUCACACUUGCACAGGACUCAUUUAAGCUGCGAUAUUUAAAUUAUCUGCCAAUGCCGGGGCAAAAGAAUUAUCCACAUUAACAGUUAUUACUGAAGAGAGAUUCACAGACACACUUCUGGAACCAAGUUGGCAUGUGGUUGAUCUCAGACAAGGUCUUCUCAGCACAGCUGACUGCUCAAGUGCUGCUAUAUCAAAAGAUUGCUUUUAUCGUUCAUGAAUAACUGAUGUAUACACCUCCCUUCUUCCCACACUCAUUUCCUCUCUUGGCUGAUUGCAGACAUCCUUAAAAUAUGUUUAACAUGUUACCAGAAUGUCAUGUUUUACUCUUAAGUCGAAAGAGUAACCAUCUGGGAGAAUCACCUUUUGAUGUGUUGGUAGGAGGGGAACAGUAGGCUGAUGCCUCUACCUUUCAGGACUUCCCUCUAGUGUUGGAAGGACCUUGGACUUUAGAGAAGAGCCAAAUUAAUGCCAAAUGAAGGCCCUGGGGGCCAGAAGCCUGUUAAGUGGUCUUGAUGGAAAUCUAAGCAAUUUCAGCUAAGCCCUUUGCAGUUACUCAACUGUAUGAAAUGUUGGACUGGCAGAUGCCAGUAAGUGGAAAUUUAAGCUUUUUUCUGCCAAAGUCUAAUGUUGUUUAAGAGUAUGUGGGAGGGUGUAUUGGUGCUGAUGUCGAGUUUAUUGGUUCAUGGGCCACAUUUCAUCAUCAAAAGGAUGUACCAAGAACAGAUCUCAGUGUUCUCCUGGUUUCCUUCAUUUUUGGCGCAUUCCUUAUUCCAAGCAAGAGCUUGACUUCAGAAUUAGUAGAGCAUCCCAGUUGGACUCCAUCAGCAGAGAUUGAUUUAGUCAUUCCAGUUUUCCAGCUAACCUGAUUGUAUCAUUGUUCAGGAGCUGACAUUGGUGCAUUGGAAGGGAACUACUAAAGUAAUGGGAAGCUAUGUUAACUCUACUGUUCAGCCUACAACUGUAGGACCAAUUUGUUGGGGAUGGGAGAAUGGCAGAAAAGAAAAGCAGUGGGUUUUAUCUAGGAGUACAGAAGUAAACCUUUCAUGGUACUAAUUAGCUGACAACACAUUAGGAAACUAUACAUAAUUGCCAUCGCUAAUGGGAAUAUCAGAAACCUCUGUCUCCUAGCAUGGAAAGCUUAAGAGGAGGCUGGCAAAGGUUUGUUUUAAGUUAGCAUGUAGGAAACAAAUGUUUCAUUUUCUGCUGCUAGGUAAGCAAGUUCCCUUCAUGGCCUGUUUCCUCAUUUUCUUGGGAGUAUCAGUUGCCCAAGGAAUCAUCCAUGAUAACGUUUAGCAUUUGCCACAGCAGGUCUUGUUGGCCAGAAGUUGAUGGGAGCUGGGAAAUUUGGGCAGCUGGUCCUGUCCACAUGGCUCUCAACAGUGGUUCAGAGAGAUGUCUCUGCCACAUGGGUUUCAGCCUACAUAUAAUCCAGGCCUUUAUUAGCACCAAAGGCAUGGUCAGAGACAACUGUUCUCUGGUGCCAUGGAGAAGUCAUGCCGAUCUGAUCUUUUUGUGUAUGCUUCUUGAACAAAGACCCUUCAUAAAUCAGAAAGUUUUGCCUUGCCUAGUUUGUCCAGCAAGAGAAAAAGAGGCAGUUUAUCACAUACUACUUCUUAAUCAUGUUGCCCUUAACAUUGUUUAGCCACUGUGCCCUUGGGUCUCGUGCCUACUAUUCUCUUAGGUCCCAAAGUUUGUGGCAUUGCUUGUAUAUAAGACUGUUGAUCUGCAAAAGCUGGAGCAUCAACAGGUUUCUCUUCUUUCCCUUGUUUUCAGGUAAAGCUGUAAGAUCCAUGUUUUCUCUCCUGAAUGGGGGGGGGGGUGUUUGUUUGGCAGUGGCUCUGUCAAACACAUGGGAUUUUGUCAAACUCUUGCUGAGUUCUGAAAAGUUGGAGAUCAGAUGAAAAUGAUGGAUAGAACCCUUCCUUGACAGUCAUGGUCCUCCUCUUUCUUGCUGCUGCUCCCAAAGUACUGGUUUGUUUGUUUUCUAAACAAACAUUUUACUGGACAAUUAAUCACAAUGUGUAAAUCAUAACCUUAAGGGGAAAAUAGUGAGAUAUUCCUGUACACCAUUUCAAAAGAAGUUAAAAUGGCAUCUUUCUGCUGAAUAAAGAUCUACCAUGUGAUGGCAUGGAAAAAGGAUACUGGAAAAGGGUGACCUCCUCCAUCAACUUCUAGCCCACUCAAGUUGUAUGAUCGCAAAGGGAAUGGUGUUUUUACUGCCUUUGGUCUACUGUAUCUCCAGCCAUUAACUGUUUGGCAGUGUUGGUGUUCCAUAGAAGAGGAAGCUUUGAAAUCUUCUACAUUGUCAUCUCUGUAUGUUACCUGUAUAAUGGAUUGACUGGAUAGGUAAUUCUCAAAUGGAUCUGAAGUAAAAGCUGGAAGGAGAAUUUUAAUCAUACUAAUACUUCUGAAAAGAGGGUUGAGUUCUACAGCAACUUGCUGUAGAAUGAAAUGCUAACUUUGAAUUGAUGGUCUCAAAAAACCUUUCACUCCUUGAAGGGGAGAGCUCUGCAGGCAGGUACUCAGGAGGAAAAGCAGCACACAACUGGCUCUUAGCCAUAGGAGAAAUCCUUUCUAUAAAAAUGUACAUAUCUAGUCCUAGGACAGUUGAUUCCUUCAAAAUAUCUGAGUUCAAUAUAGGCAGACAAGUAUGUAGCAUAGGACCUCGCCCUCUCCCCCCAUAAUGUUGAGUCACUGUCACUGUUCCUGACUAAACACUGGGACAAGCUAAACGUUUUGAUGAUUAUUUAAGGUGUUGUGCUUGUUUUUGAAAUAAGGUGAGAGACAUCUUGCGGCUACAGGAAAAAAAGAAAUAGCCUACUACUUUGAAUUCAUGGAAGGAGAAGAAAGAGUUACUUAUGUGUGUUUCCCUUCUCUAAGUUCAUAUGUAUAAAUCUGCCUAUUUGAGCCCAUGUGAGUAACACUUUUCCAAAUGAGGUCAACUGGUCCUGUGGGCUUCCUUCCUUCCUUCCAGGUCCAGUUCAAAGAUGCCUAGGAGUUAUCAGUGUUACCAAGAGAAAUGGUUGUUCAUGUGUUUUCUGUUUUGCUGUGUGCAAGUAAAAAGAUACGCUCUGCAGGAGGGUAGAAGAAAAAUGCAAUGGUUUCCAAAGGCUUAUCUGGGUUGCAUGCUUCCAUUUACUCUGUCCUCCUGGAAUUGGGCAGGGAGAACAGGAAAAACCUCAAGAGAUGCAGGACUUUUCUGGGGUCCCUAAGUGACCUAUAGGAUGCAUAUUAACAAUGCUCAGCAGUGCUGUGAUUCAUUCCCCUCCCCUUUAGUUAGUUCUCCUGAAACAGUAAAUCUUCCAAAUGAUGGUCAUUCCACCUCAUAUCGUACUUCUGGGUGAGUCUGUCCAACCGGGGAUGAGUCCACAAUGACCAUGGAAGCACAAUUUGCACUGUAGGCUACCUUGACACAAGCAGUCUUCACUUGGGUCUAAAUGCUGCAUGCUGGGAACUGCAUGUUCCAGAAGCAAAAUCCGUGUAUUAUAAGAUGUGUUUGCUUUCUACUGAUCUGUAACACAGCACCUGGAAUAAAGCAUGGGUGCAGCCCAUCUUUUAGAAGGCUCCCCAGUGAAGUUGUGGUCCAUCCGCUUUUCAGUCAAGAGAGUCCCUCUUUGCGGCUUCGCAGCAUCUUUCUUCAUGAAUAUAGUGACAUGUUGCAGCAAUUUAGUACAUCUGCAGAAUGCCAUUGGGCUGUAGCUCAGUUGUACUCGGAGCCUCUUAAGGUGACAGGGAACAUACCUAGAUUUGUUACGAAUUGUUAGUACUGUUUUAGUGACGCAAAGUAUGCUCAGGAAGGGGUCCUUUAACAACGCCACACUAGCCCUAGCAUUGGAUCAUAACCGUACAUCCAACCCUCUUUGGAAACCAUUACCUGACUCAUGCCUCUAAAAUGCCUGCAGACUCUCUGAGCUGAAGUCGUCUUUCCAAACGCAGAAAUAUUUGCCCUGGAGUACUGCACAGCUUUUCUGCAGAAAAAUAAGUUGUCUGUUAAUGCAGGUCUACCUAUGUGCAUAGAAAAUUCAAAAUUUAGUGUUCACAAUAAAUGAUGGAAAUCAGUAAAUGUACCCAGUUUUGCUUAAUUUGUAUUAAUUUGCAUGCUUUGUUCUUGCACAAUAUUCAAACACUAGGCAAGGAGCGGUGGACCGGCGAGAGGCAAGGGAUGGACAUGAGUGCCUAUAUGAGCAAGAGCAAACUUGCAGGCAUUGAAUAUGGGCUGCAGAAACUGAAGCUUUAUUCUUUGACCAGAAUAUUUCACAGCGAUUCCUGCAUGUUUUCAAAUGUAUUUUCCUUAUAAUGUGAGUUUGAAUCUUCUUGUGUUUUUUUUAAAGGGAAGCUGAGAUUUCAGGAAUCUAAUGUGUGUACAUCAAUAUCGUGCAUGCAGAAUUGGAGAGAACAUGCCCUGCAUGCUCUGGCAGAUGCUUUAUCAGAAAGGCGCAGGAACUUUUUAAUAAAAUACUUCUAAAUGCCCCCAUUUUUAUUUUCUACAUGCCACUUCAUAAUCCUACUUAGCUGCCUUUAUUGGUUCAUGAAGAGCUUUGAUUUCUUUAGCUCUGUGAAACAAAAUAAAUGGUCACAAUUUUUUACUUAAUGAAAUUAGGAUUUUUGAGUAGGAAAAAAGAAAGUAGUUGUGGGUCCAUACACUUGGGAAGGUUGCAAAAAAAUAUAAUGGCAGACUUUAUUAUGUCUUUUCAAAAAAAAACAAAACAACAGCAAUUUCCCCUUUCUGUUUUUGUAUAGACAAUGGAAAGGCAUGCAACUUCAAAAUCUUUCAAAGUAGAAUUGGGUGUAAGGACAAUUUAUCCAAUAGCUCGUUGUUCCUUUAAAAGUAAACACCCAGACCACUACACGCCUAUUGCCGGAAGCUCAGAGAAUUGUGGCCACACGUUAGAAAGCAUAUGAUCUUACUUGUACCUCUACUCUCUCUGUUCUCUAGAUUCUAAUAAGUGGUUUGGAAUUUUUGCCAUUAUGUUCUGGUGAUGUGUAGCUACCGUACUAAUGUUCAUUUGAGCUAGGGUCGCAGUAACAAGUGUGUUUUUUAAAGACUAUUUUAACUGUUCAGAAGAUAAAUAUAAAUAUAAGAUUAAGCUGUGAACAUA